Erpetoichthys calabaricus (reedfish) is the source of this 4633-nucleotide messenger RNA. RefSeq names its product WASH complex subunit 2C (gene washc2c). The transcript has 32 exons. Lineage: Eukaryota; Metazoa; Chordata; Cladistia; Polypteriformes; Polypteridae. The coding region runs from base 121 to 4317 and encodes 1398 amino acids. Gene Ontology annotation, biological process: retrograde transport, endosome to Golgi; protein localization to endosome. The record is from RefSeq and is a predicted model, not a curated record. Gene Ontology annotation, cellular component: WASH complex; early endosome. Gene Ontology annotation, molecular function: phosphatidylinositol phosphate binding; retromer complex binding.
ACCUGACUGCCCAAUAUUGAAUAUGGCGGAUGUGUCAGUGAUUUCGUGAAGAUAUUAAAUACUUGUUUAUAGUAGCCAGGAAGAUCAGAACGUAACAUCGAAAACGUCGCGGGAGCCACGAUGAAUGGGCCCGCUGUGCCUCUGCUUAAUGGAUCAGCUGAGCAAAAUGGUCCAGAGGGGGAGCAUAUCUGGGAAAGAGCGUGGUCCUUGGAAGAGAUGCGCAAGUCCAGUAGCAACUGGUCUCUGGCGGCUGACUCUGGUCUGUUGCUUUUUCUGCAAGACUUUUCUCAAAAAAUGCUGUCAAAGACCCAUGAAAUUGAAAAACAGUUAGAUGGGUUGAUUUGUGACACAAAAGCAACUGACUGCUGUCUUCAUUCUGUCUUCAAUGAUUUUCUCAUGCUUUCCAACACUCAGUUCAUUGAAAAUAGAGUUUAUGAUGAAGAAGUUGAAGAGCCCAUUUCCAAACAUGAAGUUGGGGAAAAGAACUCUGAUCAGGAGAAAACUAGAGAACAGAAGGAAGCAGAAUUAAUUCCAAAAAUUCAAGAAGCUGUGAAUUAUGGGUUAAAAGUGUUAGAUGUGGCAUUUGAGCAACUGGACAUUAAAGCAGGAAACUCUGAUUCAGAGGACGAGGAGUGCAAUGACAAAGUGGAACCUAUUCUGGAACCAAAGGAUUUAUAUGUUGACAGACCAUUGCCCUACCUAAUUGGCUCCCAGCAGUUUAUGGAGCAAGAUGAUGUGGGAUUAGGUGACCUUUCCAGUGAAGAAGCGUCCAUAGGUAGUGAUCGAGAUAGUGUCAUUGAUAGUGAAGAAGAGCACUCGGAUGAAGACCUGAAUGAACAGGAGGAUGAAGCUAAAAGCAUUUCUAUACAAAAGUCAUCAAUGAUCAGUGAUGAUGAGGAGGAGGACUCUGACAUUUUUGGCGAUUCAGACAAAGAUGAAGAAGAUGAAGAAGAAGUAAAGAAGAUGACUGGCUCAUCCUCAUUUGUGGAUGAACUUGCUGCCCGAAUCAAAGAUGAUGUACAAAACAAGGAGGAUAAAGACCAAGCAGAAACAAUUUCAUCUGUGCCAGCUGCUAUUAAGAAGAAGGGUAAAGGGAAAAAGGCAACCAAAAAAGAGCAACUUCAGGAUAGUGACGAUAAUAAAGAAAUGUUUAAAGCUGUAAACGUGGAAGAUGAGGAUUUAUCUGCCUUUGGUGGAAGAGAUGGUUUGUUUAGUGGAGGAAUGGGGCUAUUUGAUGAUGAAGAGGGUGAUCUUUUUGUGGACACAACAAAACAAGAAAGAGAUGAAGGUUGGACUAAGCAAAUGAAUAAUGCAGAUCCCAGUUUUUCUGCAUUUAAUAAGAUACCCUCUGGUGCUGUAUCAGUUUUCCCAGUUUCAGUUGAUGCAAAGCAGAAAGAUAAAGAGAAAAAUAUAGAACAGAAAGCCCAGAAUACAUCUAAGCAGCCAGCAUUAUCUAGUCUAUUUGAUGAUGAUGAAGACGAUGAUGACUUCUUUGGCAGAAACACUCAGAUGGCUUCUGCUUCUGGCUCUAAAGUGAAGCAGAAAAAGGAAGUGGAUUUGUUUGGUGCAGAGGAUGAUGAUGAUGGCGAUGAUGAAGACAGUGACAUUUUCAAGGGAAAUGUGAAAUCUACAGCAGCAUCUGCUCCUGGUCAGAAGAAAAAUGAAAAAAAUCAGGAAGAUGCGAUCACAGGGAAAAAACCACCUGCUGGUGCAGUCUCCAUGUUUGGACCUGGAACCAAAAGUCUGCUGUCCAGUUUACCUAAAAGACCUCCAUCUGUAAGUGACGAAUCAGAGAAAUCAGAAGAGAAUGUCCCCCCUCUGGAAGCUGUCAAGCCUUCAAGUAAACCAGCUGACAAAAUUGUGAACAAAGGCCUCUUUUCUGAUGAGGAAGAUUCACAGGAUGUUUUCUCUUCAAAUCUCACUGAUGAUAAAAAGAAAACCAAACCCACAUCUUCAACUCAGAACAAAACAAAAAAGACUCAACUUUCUAUUUUUGAUGAUGAUAAUGAAGUUGAUGAUGAAGAGGAUCUCUUUGCUACUACAGCAACAAAUAAAUCCAAGACCGCUACACAAAAAUCACAGGCAACCAAGACACCAGCACAGCAAACAACUAAGUCUGUUGCUGCUUCACUUUUUAGUGAUGAAGAGGAUCAAUGGGAGGCAAGCUCAACAAAGAACACUAUUCCCCAAGACAACAACAAAGAAAAUGUAAAAGCAGUAGAUUCUAGAACCUCAGGUCAUCCUUCUGAUAACGCACAGAAAAAGACUAAUGUCUUUGAUGGAGAGGAUUUGUUUGAAUCUGCAGGCAGCAAGAGUAAACCAAAGCCUCAGAGAGUUUCUCUCCUGUUUGAAGACGAAACUGAUCAUGAGGAUGAGAAUAGUGGCUCCUUAUUUGGAAGUAAGCCUACAAGCAGUAUAAAAGGUCCAGAGAAACCACAGGUUAUAACUGUUCAGUCUCUUCCUGAUGAUGGUGACAAUGAAGACUAUUUGUACAAAGAUGCUCCUCCUCCACUAGAAGAGGAAGUUAAAAGUAAGAAAAAGAAUACAUUGAGUCUGUUUGAUGAUGAUGACGAUGAUGAAGAGGACACAGACGAUCAAAUUACAGUGAAAACAUCUGAUGCUCCAGUAAUAACAAAUAUUAAGUUGUCAGAUCCUGGACCUUGCACAAAGAGCACAGGUGUAUUUCAAGAUGAAGAGCUGCUGUUCUCUCAGAAACAACAAAUGGACAAUGAUCCUGAUAUUGAUCUGUUUGCCUCUUCCGCAAAGUCUUUGGCACCUGAGAAAACCAUGGCAAAGUCUGCUGAAACAAUCCAGCCGGCUGUUGCAAAGCCUCCCAUUCCUGUCUCUUUAGUGGAAGAAGAGGAAGAGGAUGAUCUUUUCAGUAAAGCAGCAAAGACUUCUAAACCUGUCACUAACAAGCCAGGAAAAUCAGUUGGACUAUUUGGUGAAGAAGAGGAAGAAGAUCUUUUCAGUGUUGUAAGACCAAAGCAGCCAUUGAAACCCCCAGAAAAGAAAAAGCCUGCAAGCGUUAAGGAAGAUGCUUCUUCCAAAAAUGAUAAAAUUGCUUCCGUAUUGGAAAAAGGUGCCCAAAGCUCAACCAGUGAACACGCAAAAGAGAAAUCUUCAGGCUCAGUCCCUGAUAAAAGUAAAGAGCCUUCAUCACGGAUUGGAAAACUUCAAGCUGAACUAGCCAUAAAUCCAGCAAGUCUUCUGCCUGGUGCACAAGCACGUCUACCAGGUCCAGGGUUAUCCUUCACCCCGCCUGGGGCAAUUGCAAGAGUUUCUGAGCAUAAAUCUACAGGUCAUGUUGGAGUCAGCUUUGAUGUUCCAGUACAAGUAAACACACUUGACAAUGCUAAUAAGAAUCGUCCUAAAGUGUCUGGGAGACGAAGGCCACAGACUAGAGCUGCUCGGCAAUUGUCUGCACAAUUGUCAAGUGAAGGAAAGGAUUCUGAUUAUCAGGGGAUACAAAGUCACGUCCAUGACAUAAGAACUAAUUCAAGUUCUAAAGUCAAUGCCCACUCUUCUUACACUACAGAACCAUCACUUGUUCGUGGAAAUUCAGACCAUUUUGAAGUUGCACAGGCAGCCUUUCCUCCUUUAACUGAACAAACAAUUUUGCCUGCUAAAAGUGAGGCAGCUAAGCCAAAUCUGUCCAAGAUCUCGGAUGACCUCUUUGAGUCCGAUGAUUUAUUUGGCUCCAGCAAAAUAUUACCACAGUCGCUCAAUUCAAAAUCAAGUAGCACAAAAGAGGCAGUGAAGCCAAUAGUCCAAGCUUCAAAGGAAAAAAGUGGACAGUCCAUCUUUGAUCAAGGAGAGGACCUAUUUCAGCCUGCAGCUAAACACAAGUCUACAAAAAAGACAGCAGCAAUACCUUUUUUAGAGGAUGAUGGGGACGACCUUUUUGGAUCUGGGAAAACGAGUGCAGUCAAAAAGGAGCCCAAGCCCCCUGUUCAGGUGGAACCCAUAACUCAAGCAAAUAUUUUUGAGGAUGACAUCUUUGAAACAGAAGCUGCAAAGCCUCUCAAAAAGCAGAAAGAAAAAUCUCUGGAUUCCAACUUGUUUGAUGACAGUAUUGAUAUAUUUGCUGAUCUGACAACCACAAAGCCACCUGAAAAAAAGGCAAAGAAGAAAGUGGAAACAAAAUCCAUAUUUGAUGAUGAUAUGGAUGAUAUUUUUUCUUCUGGAAAUAAAAAAACAAGCACAAAGACACAAACGAAAACAAAAAGAAGUCCGGCAGCAAAUGAAGCAGAUGCCACAGGAAAAAAAGCUGCAAGUAUUUUUGAUGACCCACUGAACGCUUUGGGUGGCAUAUAAUAAAGCUGAAGUCUUAAGUCCAUUAUUCUUUCCUCAGAAUUAAAAAUAUUCAGAUAAAACAUUAUAAAAAUGUAUCAUCUCAUAAGGUAGUUUGUAAUAACACUGUUAAUAGAUUAUAAUAUAAAAUGCAUAUGAAUGUCUUAUAAGGAGUUAUUAUUCCAUCUUACUAAAAUCUGUGCCAUAAAUGAAAGCCUCUGGAAAUUCAGUAGACCAUGUCUUUUUAAGGACGUUACCUUGCAGUAAUUUUCUUUCAAGGCACUCUAGCACUUAAAGUGUAUGUAUGUAUCCUAAUAAAAUAUUUUUUAAGAAAAUAUAA